AUGAACAUGAAACGUAAUACUAUAUUGAAUAUUAGUGCAUACCACGGACUUUAUUCCCAUGUUUAUAAAGGUUAUAUUGUCUCAGAUAUAUCAACUAGAAAAAUAUACAAUAAAAAUGAGAAAAAAUAUACAUUAAAUUGCCUUAUAAAGUUUUUUUUAUUUACCCUUUUAAUUUGGAUAUUACAGUGUUUUAAUAAUUGGGAUUCUUGUAAAUUGUUUAAUUACAAAAAUGAAAAAACAAAUAAAUUAAUUUUAGGAGAUAAAAGACUAUUAGCAGAAAACAAUGAUAAAAUAAAACAAAAAGAAAAAGAAUUAAAAUUACCUUUACAACAUAUUAUAACAGAAACAGACUUAGAACUAAUGAACGAACAAAGAGAAAUAGAGGAGUAUACAGAUAUAGAACAAAGAAAUGAAAUAGAGGCAAAAAAGGAAGAUAGUGAAGUAAAACAUAAUGAGAAAAAAUUAGGAAAAUAUAAUAAUAUUUCAAAAGCAUAUUUGUUAUUUUUUGCUUCUAUUUUAUCUUUUGUUUCAUUUUUGUUAUCUAUAGUAUAUUGCAUUUCAGAAAGUCUAAGUAUAUAUAUUGUGACUUUUUUUUUUAUUAAUUUAACUACUAUAAUUUUUUCAAUUAUGUUAAUUCUAGAAGAAAUAAAAAAAAAAAAACAUAAAAUCAAAUUAUAA
This is a messenger RNA of Plasmodium relictum, 678 nucleotides long. Its product is annotated as fam-h protein. The transcript is spliced from 2 exons. Bases 1 to 678 code for a protein of 225 amino acids. NCBI's taxonomy places the organism in Eukaryota, Apicomplexa, Aconoidasida, Haemosporida, Plasmodiidae. The record is from RefSeq and is a predicted model, not a curated record.